This is a messenger RNA of Akanthomyces muscarius, 1236 nucleotides long. RefSeq lists its product as uncharacterized. Gene Ontology annotation, biological process: lipid catabolic process. The coding region runs from base 1 to 1236 and encodes 411 amino acids. Gene Ontology annotation, molecular function: triacylglycerol lipase activity. NCBI's taxonomy places the organism in Eukaryota, Fungi, Ascomycota, Sordariomycetes, Hypocreales, Cordycipitaceae. The record is from RefSeq and is a predicted model, not a curated record. The transcript has a single exon.
AUGUUCAGCCUUAAAUGGUCCGUCCUCGUUGCCCUGUUUCAUUAUUCCGGGAUCUCUACAGCAGCACCGCAAGCCGCUGCUUUUGGCCCUGUUCUGCCAACCAAAGACUCUUUCUACCACCCUCCCGCCGGAUAUGAGAAGCAGCCACCAGGAGCAAUUCUUCGAAACAGAACAGUACCAUCUGCUCUUGCGAUCUCCGGCGUGUCCGCUGCCUUUCAACUUCUCUAUCGUACGACUGAUACCUUUGGCGAUGCAUCAGCCACUGUUACAACAAUUCUGAUCCCGAGAAACGCGGAUAGCACGAAGCUCCUGUCCUACCAGCUCGCUGAAGAUGCUGCGAACCCCAACUGUGCUCCGUCCUAUGUUAUGCAGCUGUUUGCUGAUUCGGGCGGGCCAUUCGGAACUAUCGUUAGCAACCUAGAGCUGAAUCUCAUUCGUGAUGCUCUUAAGAAGGGCUGGUACGUAUCGGUCCCGGACUUCCUCGGACCUAAAUCCGCGUUUCUGGCCAAUACUAUGGCUGGACACGCAGUCUUGGACGGGAUUCGUGCCGCGUUCCAUGCCGACUUUACGAAACUGUCUAAAAACGCACGGGUCGCUCUAUGGGGCUACUCUGGUGGGAGCAUGGCUUCUGAAUUCGCCGCUGAGCUCCAAGCGACAUACGCUCCGGAGCUAAAGAUCGCUGGAGCGGCUCUAGGAGGAACUAUUCCAAAUAUCCUAUCAGUGCUGAACACUAUCAACAAGUCUUUCUUUGCGGGACUGAUCCCAAGCGGUAUCGUGGGACUCGCCAACGAGUAUCCAGAAAUCGCUGCUCUCGUCGCAAAUGAGAUCAUCCCGAGCAAGGCAGACAUAAUCCAGAAGAUCACCACCCAAUGUCUGGGCGCUAACGUGCUCAGCUUCAUGGGUCAAGACGUCUUCUCCUAUACCAAAGAUCCUAAUGUCUUUAAUAGCACGCUGGUGAGGAAUGUUACCGACGCGAAUAACCCCGGUCAUAUCACCCCGACGAUGCCUAUCCUUAUAUAUAAAGGUGCUAAGGAUCAGAUCAGUCCAGUUGCUGAUACAGACAAGCUUGUUGACAAGUACUGUGGUACAGGGGGCUCGGUAGAAUACCGAAGAGUACCAGACUCUGAACAUUUGGGUCUAAUUUUCAAGGGUGCUCCAGGCGCGCUAAACUGGCUCAGUGACCGACUUAGCGGCGUUCCUGCAAAGCAGGGAUGCGUCAAGUCUACCAAUGCUUGA